UAGCAAUACGGAGUGACAAAAUUUGAAAUUCAAACCGAGGGAAAACACUGGCCUCCAUUUUCACCACAACUUCUCACUCAAAAGUUCUUAGCCAAAGAUCUGACGCAGAGAGGGAGUCUUUCCUCAACUUCACUCUUUCGUCCAUACUCCAUAAUUCAGAUAGAUUUUGUGCGGUUUCUCUAAUUUCCAGGAAGCCGUGGCAUGGCCGAAAACCUAAGCCCUAACCUGAAACCGAGAGCAGCGUUUUCUCCACCUAGUCCGUUCUUCCUUGGCUCAAAUGACGAUAAUUUCGAACGUGCUCAAGCGCGCGCAGCCAGGGCGGCCGCCAUACGUCGCAAGAGGGUCAGCCUUGCUCAUACGCCGGCUGCUGAUCCUUGGCUUGACCAGAGUCAAAUCUUCGAGCUCUUCCAAAACUGCAUCAAGCUUGCAAGCGAAAAUAAAAUUAAUCAAAAGAAUACUUGGGAGCUGGGUCUGAUAGACCAUCUUGGAGAUAUAAUUAAAGCAGAGGAAGAAAAGGAUGACGAGACUAAUUUUCAAAAGGCAAGCUGUACACUUGAAGCAGGUGUUAAGAUUUAUUCCAUGAGGGUGGAUUCAGUUCACUCUGAGGCAUAUAAAGUCCUUGGUGGAAUUAAUCGGGUUGGGCAAGACAAUGAACGAGAUCCCGUUGUGGAGGAUGCCUUUAAUGAUAGGGAACCACCGACAGGCAAUGCAAAGAAAGAAAAACCAAAAAAAGUCAUCAACCAUAUCAACAUUGGAGUCAUCAUUUGAGACUCUCAAUACAAAGAAAUUUGACGUUGCCUUUGCUGUAGACCCUCUUUACCACCAGACAUCUGCUCAGUUUGAUGAAGGCGGUGCCAGGGGUCUCUUGCUGAAUAACUUAGGAGUCUAUGGGCUCUGUCGGGUCCUUUUUGAUUCAUCAGAAGUACCUUGCAAAUGUUCCCCUAAUACAAUUCAAUCUGCAGGACCAGAGGUUGCCGAUUUAUCUUUUGUUAAAGAUAGCCUUGAAGAAAUGGUACUAAAUAUGCCCAAGAAGGAUGAAAUAUCGCCAAGCCUUAGACAUAUAAUUCAUCAAUUUGAUGAAGAUGCACAGAGGCUAUCUGAAGCAUACAGCUCUGCCCAAGAUUCACUAGACCAAGAAUUUGAUGCAUUUGAGCAUGCUCCUGAGGUUGAUGAUGAUGAUUCAUAUGAAACUUAUGGAGCGUGGGCUAUGGAUAAUGAUGGUGAUGAAACAAUUAUAGGAGACCAAGCGACUUAUGAUGUUGGUCAAAGUGAAUCUGGGCAUCAGGAGGAUGUUGAACCUAUAAAUGACCAUGAUGCUGAGCUGGACAAUAGACACAACCAAGUUGAUGAUUACUUGUUCUUGAGUUUGGGAAUUUCAUCAAAAGAGAAUUCAUGGGCUGGUCCAGAUCAUUGGAAGUUUCGAAAAGCGAAAGAUAUACCUGCCAAGGCAGAUGGAUCGCCCCAAGCGAAGGACAAGAAAACAAAGAGCAAAAAAGAAAAACCCGAUAUUGAAUUUGAAAAAUCAUUGGAUAAAGAUUUGUCUCAUAUCUUUGAUCCUCCAAAAAACCCCAAGUCUCUACUUCUGCCGGCUAAGAGAGAGCCUGCGAAUAGAUUGCUUCCAGAAGAUUGCCAUUAUCAACCAGUGGAUCUUGUGAAGCUAUUUCUAUUACCUAAUGUAACGUGUCUUGGGAAGAAAACAAGGAGAAAAACUGCAGAAGUGAAUCAGCACAGAGAUGAACAUGAAAGAACAAUGCCAUCCUGGGAUGAUGAUGGUGAAUGUGGCUUUGGUGGGGCAUAUGAUGAUGGCAGUGUCUGUAGUGACAUUGAGGAUGAGAGCACUCUAGUCUCUCAACCUCGCCAGGUAAACAAGAUUGAUAUCCACUAUGACAAAACAUCAAAACAAGUUGAUGUUCAGAUACUCAAGGAAACACUUUGGAACCAUAUACAAGGACUAGUUCAAACAUCAGCCCAGGUGCAGGAAGAGAUGGCUGUGUCUUUCAAAGAGAUGUUAGAAACAUUUCCAGAUGACUGCAGAGCCACAGGGUCUAUCCAAGACAUAUCACCUCAUCUGUGCUUUAUAUGCUUGUUGCAUUUGGCAAAUGAGCAUGGGCUGUCUAUCCAGGGUUCUGAUAACUUGGACGAUCUCAUUGUUAAAGGGGGAACUCACAACGAUGAUGUCCAUGAUGUUGUCAAUUGAAAAUUUAUGCCACUCCACUUUCCCUCCUUGUUGUGCAUUUUUAGGCUUCUAAUUUAAAUAUCUGUCUGAAAUGUCUACUUUUUUUUCUCUGCGAAUGGCUAGAUGCCUAGAUAGUUGUUGCGAGAGACUUAGUAAUAAUAAUAUUAUUGUUGUUGUAAUUAGUUUUAGUAGUAUUUUUAUUAUCAUUAUUAUUAUUACAUUACUAAACUUAUCAAUAACAAUUAGUGAUUAUUCCUA
Molecule: messenger RNA, 2434 nt
Organism: Cuscuta epithymum
Lineage: Eukaryota; Viridiplantae; Streptophyta; Magnoliopsida; Solanales; Convolvulaceae
Source: the annotation of a GenBank genome assembly